CCAGCUGCUGGUUAUACUUGCUUCUGACACUGUCGUGUUCACUAGCAACCCAGAAACAGACACUAUGGUGCACCUGACUAAUGAGGAGAAGGCUGCCAUCACCAGCCUGUGGGAGAAGGUGAACUUGGAAGAACUUGGUGGUGAGGCCCUGGGCAGGCUGCUGGUGGUCUACCCAUGGACCCAGAGGUUCUUUGAGCACUUUGGGGACCUCUCCUCUCCUUCUGCUAUUAUGGGCAACCCUAAGGUGAAGGCUCAUGGUGCGAAGGUGCUGGCUUCCUUCAGUGAAGGCCUGAAUCACCUGGACAACCUCAAGGGCACCUUUGCUAAGCUGAGUGAGCUGCACUGUGACAAACUGCACGUGGAUCCUGAGAACUUCAGGCUCCUGGGUAAUGUUAUUGUGAUCGUGCUGGCCCACCACCACGGUCAUGACCUCACCCCUACGGUGCAGGCUGCCUUUCAGAAGGUGGUGGCUGGUGUGGCUCAUGCCCUGGGUCACAGGUACCACUGAGCAUGUUGUCUUGAAGAAGGUCUCUCUGUUCCCUGAGAACAACUACUAAAUACAGAGGAAAUUCUGGAGUUCCUUGACCACCUGGCUUCUGCCUAAUAAAGAACAUUUAUUUUCAUUGCAA
This is a messenger RNA of Heterocephalus glaber (naked mole-rat), 629 nucleotides long. RefSeq names its product hemoglobin subunit beta. Lineage: Eukaryota; Metazoa; Chordata; Mammalia; Rodentia; Bathyergidae. Gene Ontology annotation, molecular function: peroxidase activity; haptoglobin binding; hemoglobin alpha binding. Gene Ontology annotation, cellular component: haptoglobin-hemoglobin complex; hemoglobin complex; blood microparticle. Gene Ontology annotation, biological process: oxygen transport; hydrogen peroxide catabolic process. The record is from RefSeq and is a predicted model, not a curated record.